Ostrea edulis (European flat oyster) is the source of this 1083-nucleotide messenger RNA. RefSeq lists its product as uncharacterized. The record is from RefSeq and is a predicted model, not a curated record. NCBI's taxonomy places the organism in Eukaryota, Metazoa, Mollusca, Bivalvia, Ostreida, Ostreidae. The coding region runs from base 1 to 1083 and encodes 360 amino acids. The transcript has a single exon.
AUGGAUCUUCCAGCUCCAAAUGAUAUUCCAAACAUGAGAAUUUACAUCAACAAAAUUGAGACAUAUAUGCGCAGUCUAGAGUCACUUGGUACAUACCCUGACACUUAUUCAGCACUAUUAGUACCGGCAAUCAUGAAAAAAAUCCCACAAGAAUUCCUCAGAGAAAUAACUCGUCAGAAUGGAGAUGACAACUGGGAUAUACAUACAAUAUGUAAAGCAAUAAAAAGGGAAUUCGUUGUGCAUGAGAUGACUGACUUCAACAAUGUUGGUUACAGUGAACAAAAUAUAACUUCCAGCUUUAUAACUAGAGCUAAUACAAGGAGGAAGCCAGGAAACUUUGCACCGAGAAAAGGAGCCCAAUUGGAUGAAACACUAUGCAUUUUCUGCAAUGAAAACCACAGCCCAGUAAAUUGUAGCCUGAACCACAACAGGAAACUGGACAAAAUGAAGAUGGACAAGUUAUGUUUUAAUUGUCUUGGUAGGCACAAAGUGGCAGAUUGCAAAUCCAAGAAAACAUGCAAGAGGUGUAAUCGGCGUCACCAUACAAGUAUACGUACACGACAGAAGGAUGCAGUGGAAGAACCUGUGCAACAACAGAAGGCCAAGGUAUCAACACCCUCAUCUAGCAUUGUAAGUCUGCAUUCUACCUCAUCCAGAUCUUCUCAAGUUCUACUAAAGACAGCAGUGACAGAGGUACAGUCCAGGAAUGGAACAGAAUGUCAAGCAAACAUCAUGUUUGAUGAGGGAUCGCAACGAUCAUUUAUCAACCAAAAAUUAGCAUCUGAACUCCAGCUUGAGAUAAUUGGAAAAGAAGUACUCAAUGUUUCAAGAUUUGGAUCGAAGAAAACCGAAGUAUGUUACCUUGACAGAGUACGGCUGACUAUCAUUGGUGAAGGAAACCAGUGCAUACCGAUAGAUGUACUUGUUGUUCCACAAACUGGUGUUCCGAUUCAAACCCACUUAGCAGAGAUAAACCAACUACCACAUCUACGUCAUUUGAAACUAGCACAUGCCAAUCCAAGUGAUCAACCAUUUGAAAUAGAAAUACUUAUUGGAGCAGAUUACUUCUGGGCAUCAUCAUGA